CAGUCAGGUAGUGCUUGUUCACGAGCGUCUUUCCGAGGCGGCGCACGGCGCAUGCCGAGUUGCAAAUCCUUUAAAUACAAGAAGAGUAUUUGAAUUUAUUUUAGCAGUUGAGUUCGUUUAUAGAUCAAAUAAACUGCGCGUACACAAGCACACAUUCGUGAACAAGCAGGAUAUUUAUUUACGCUGUCAGAAGAACUCAAAGAAACCAUCUAGAUAGCUAAUUAGUAAAGGUCCUGAAUGAAAUGCUGUGUCUGAAGUUAGAACUGUGGGAAUGAUUCUGGUGAAUUGGCCCUUCAAAGUCAAACUGAUGAAAAUCUAGGACUGUAGGUAGCAUCUGCAGUCAGCUGGAAUGGAGAACAAAACCAAUGGUUCACUGGAAGCCAGACUUGUGGUGGAGAAUGGCCAGAUGCCUGACCCUGCAGACUGGGCAGUCACUGAUGUUGUAAACUAUUUCAAAGCUGCAGGAUUUGAAGAGCAAGCGACUGCUUUCGGGAACCAGGAAAUUGAUGGCAAGUCUUUGCUACUGAUGACACGGAAUGACGUCCUGACUGGUCUGUCGAUCAAACUGGGCCCAGCACUGAAGAUCUAUGAGUACCAUGUGAAACCACUCCAAACUCAGCACCUGAAGAGUAAUGCUAAUGUAUCAUAGCAUCACUACAAGCUCUUCCCUUUGUAGAAGGAUAAUCACCUAUAAAUAGGUGAGGCAGGAAGGACAAAUCAGGCCCAAGACCAACUCCCAGAGAACAGUGGAGAAUGAUGGUGCUAGAAAACAUGUGUGGUUGCAUCUUUUAUUAGUUCUUUUUUUAUACUGACAAAAAUGUCAAGAUGCCAAAUUCAUUGAGCUCAAACAUCGAUUUACAUAGAGUGAUCAGUUUGGUGUUAGUCAAACAUUGGUAAUUUUAAAGAUCUUAGGAAAUACUAGAGUGUACAGGUUUUAUCUGAAUGGCUAAAUGAGGCCAAUAAUUACACAAAAAGUGUACAUCUGACUUGCUGAUUAUCAAUAUCCUAACUGGGUCCCAUUGAUACUGUAUAGUCAGCAUAUACCAAAUUCUUAGUUUGCUGCCAGCUAAGAUUGCUUGGUAAUAUAGUUGGAGGAAAUGUAAAUGUUUGAACCAUUCUUGGACUUCACGUUUCUCCUUUACUGUAAAUGUUUCCCCUAAGCCACUAUUUAUCUCAGUCAAAGCUGUAUCUUGGAGCAUUAUGCAGUUGUCAAUUAAGCACUGAUAUAGGUUGAAGAAUGUCUUAAACCUUAAAGCUGACAUGCGUAUUAAGCAAAAUGCACCAAUGACCACCCUAAGCACAUAGCCUCUUGUUUUGAGGAAUCAAGCGUCCAGCAUGUUGGUAAAAAGUUAUGUAAAUUCAUAUUUUUGUGGUAAAAUCACAAAAGGACAUUGUUUCACCUGUGGAUAGCAGCAUUCAUUAUUUUGUACUUUAAGGUAGACUCAGUGAAAUCACUUUGCCACUAGCUGACUCACAGAUAUAGAUGAUCAAGACAACACCCACACACAAUCUGCGAAUGUGCACAACACCAAAACAUAGUUGUCACACUUCAAUAGUUUUAGAUACAUCAAAAUCGAUAUUGCUGAGUCUAACUUUGAAGUACUUUCUUUAAUCUUAAGAUGUAUAGCAUUUUACUCUGUUUUUGAUGUUGAUGUAUUUAUCAUGUGUAGAAACAGUCAUGCUGUUUCCCUUUGUAUUGUAAAAGGUGCUCUGUUUGCAUUUUGUUAUAAAAACUCUGUCUUAACUAA
Molecule: messenger RNA, 1748 nt
Organism: Esox lucius (northern pike)
Lineage: Eukaryota; Metazoa; Chordata; Actinopteri; Esociformes; Esocidae
Gene: samd13
Product: sterile alpha motif domain containing 13
Exons: 5
Coding region: 350-649 (99 amino acids)
Molecular function (GO): protein binding
Source: RefSeq, a predicted model, not a curated record